AUUGUUUCCGGAACGUUCCAGCAAGACCCGUUUGCUGUCGAUGGCCAGAAGACAAGAUGUGUGUGGCGAGAUCUGGGCCGUUAGAACUCUGGAUUGUUCGAGAUACGAGUUCUAAUUCGUACAGUUGUAGCACUACUUGUUUGUCUCUUUCUGCUUUCGAUUAAGACAGCGCUGUGUGCUCUGUAUGGUUCAGGGGAGAGGAAGAAUUCAUCACGAAUCACAAAGGUAAACACUGGGCGCGAAAUUCCUGACAUCUUUGGCACUUUCUUUGCCGAACCCUGAAUAAAUCGCUCGCCUCCAUCGACCGUCACUCAGCUCACGCACGCACUCUCCAAGUCUCCAUUCCUGUCCAUUGUGUUGCUCGUCUCGUCUCCUUUGCGCGAUCUGACACGAAAAUCUCGUCGCUGACAAACGCCACCAUACAUACGUUCCCAUGGCGAUCAGCAGCAGAGCAGCAGCUUGUACCGCGCUCAGCAUCCCGAGCACCGCCGCCGCCGCGUCACUCUCGAGCGUCUCCGUGCACCGGAGAGCUCGGCCGAGGAAGGCGUUCGCAGCCGUGGCGCGCGCGACCAGCGCUGGCGGCGCGGUGCUGGACCCGCCGGCCUUCGACCAGUCCCAGCUCGACACCCUCCCCCCAGCACAAGAAGGAGGAGACACGGGGAGGCUCAAGGACCGCAAGGGCACCGGCAGCGGCGACAGCUACAAGGUGCUGCUCCUAGACGACCCGCGCCACACCGAGAAGCACGUGGAGACGGCGUUGCCGCAGGUGGUGCCGUCCGUGACGGCCGAGGCGGCGCGGCAGCUCUUCCACGAGUCCCGGCAGAAAGGCGCCGCGCUGGUCAUCGUCGCCGUCAAGGAGCAUGCCGAGUUCUACGCGCAGAUGAUGGUCCGCCACGGGCUACGAUCUGCCAUCGAGCCCGAAUCCGACAUGGCAGCUUAACUUAACCGUGUUUUCAGAGACAAGAGCACCUGCCCAUUUUCGGCGCUGGGUUUUGGAGGACCGGAGGCGAUUUCAGCUAGUGCUAGUAUGUAAGCUCUGAGCAUUUAUGUAAUCACAUGUAACAUCAAGUAAGUGAAACCAACGAGAUUCAGACAUAGAAGCUCCGAGCACAUUUUUCCAUGGCGUUUCACGUCUGCCAGCCAGCGCGUCGAAAUGCAUGGUUCUGUCCAGUGACGCCAGCCACACAUCCCAGCAUGCGAUUUUCUGGGCGAAGGUAGUGCUUUAAACGCUCUUAUAGUAUUUUUU
Molecule: messenger RNA, 1246 nt
Organism: Triticum dicoccoides
Lineage: Eukaryota; Viridiplantae; Streptophyta; Magnoliopsida; Poales; Poaceae
Product: ATP-dependent Clp protease adapter protein CLPS2, chloroplastic-like
Exons: 4
Coding region: 434-940 (168 amino acids)
Biological process (GO): protein catabolic process; proteolysis
Source: RefSeq, a predicted model, not a curated record